This is a messenger RNA of Centropristis striata (black sea bass), 1365 nucleotides long. Its product is annotated as olfactomedin-4-like. The transcript has 5 exons. NCBI's taxonomy places the organism in Eukaryota, Metazoa, Chordata, Actinopteri, Perciformes, Serranidae. Gene Ontology annotation, biological process: signal transduction. Bases 1 to 1365 code for a protein of 454 amino acids. The record is from RefSeq and is a predicted model, not a curated record.
AUGGUGCCAAUUCUGCUGCUGCUGCUCAGUCCUGCUUUGGCCUGGAUUCCAGUGGAGGACUGGGAGUCUGGCAAUGUGACUGCAUCAGUGGGUGAUGCAGGCCAGUGCCUUUGUCAUGUGUAUCUGCCUGAAACCAGCUUCCCUGCUGACCGUGUUCAGCACAUGCAGCAAGUCAGCAAGGAUCUGAUCCUGGAGGUGGAAAUUCAAAUGAAUAAGAUGACAAGUUAUGAGGGCAUGUUGGAGGUGUACCUGAAGGACCUGCUGGACCUGACUGUGAGAGUGGCCAUGCUGGAGAGCAGUCCUGACAACUACAUCAAACUGGACUUUGAGCUGCUCAGGAUCGAGCUCAGAGAGUUUGAGGCUCUGGUGUCUCAGCUCAAAGGCUCCCUCAACUCCUCAUCACCCCUGUUUGACAGUCUGUAUACUGAGAUACGCAACAUGACCCUCAUCGUGAACCAACUGGAGACUUAUGACAAGAGCAACCUGGAGGUGAUCCGCAUUGAGUUCGCUAAGCUGCAGAAGAAGCUGGAGGAGUGCCAGAAGGAGCAGGAGAUCAUCAAGCCAGAUAUUGGCAACUGCAAUCACACAGGAAUCCUGAGCAUCAGCAAGCCAACGGUGGUCCAACUGAAUGCUCACUUGGCGGCCAGUUAUCAGUAUGGGGGCUGGGGAAAGGACUCCAAACCUGUUAGAGGCUAUGAGUCCAUGUACUUCUAUGGUGCAUACAGCAGUGCAAAUGUGUAUGACUUCUAUUUGUACACCAACUAUGAAAAGCUGAUUCUGAGGUCCGCAUUCAAACAGCAUGACAUACCAAAUGGGUGGGUAGGCACCGGUAACAAUUACAUUGUUCACGGUAACACCAUAUAUUACCAGAAAAACUCCCCCUUCAGUAUGAGCAAACUGAAUCUGACCAGCUCAAGAUAUGACUACAGAGUGAUCCCGGCCGCCAGUGAAAAGUUUUCAUAUAGUUACUCAGCCAGUCAGAACAUGGACUUUUCAGCUGAUGAGAAUGGCUUGUGGGUAUUGUAUGCAUCAGAGGGGAACAAAGGUAAGAUUGUUGUCGCUAAAAUAGAUGAGAAAUCUUUUGGUGUCGAGGAGGAGUGGAACACUGGUGCGUUCAAGCAGCUGGCUGGCAACGCUUUCAUGGCCUGUGGAGUCAUGUACGCCACCAGGUCAGUGGAUCUGAACACGGAGGAGAUCUACUACGCCUUCGACACCAAGACCAACCAGGAGAAACACCUCAGCAUCAGCUUCCCCAAGUUCCAGGAGAAAUACACCAACCUGCACUACAAUCCAACUGAUCAGAAGCUCUACAUGUACAACAGCGGCUACUAUGUGUCCUACAGCGUGAGGUUUAACAAACAGUGA